Molecule: messenger RNA, 5295 nt
Organism: Scomber scombrus (Atlantic mackerel)
Lineage: Eukaryota; Metazoa; Chordata; Actinopteri; Scombriformes; Scombridae
Product: complement C3-like
Cellular component (GO): extracellular region
Molecular function (GO): protein binding; endopeptidase inhibitor activity
Source: RefSeq, a predicted model, not a curated record
GGAAGGGGGUGGAUGGAUAUAGUGAGGUUGUUGCAGAGCAUGACUGUACAUUGACAGCAGAUCAAGACAAGCCAGGAAUAUGUGGCAGACACAGCUGUGGCUGCUGGCCUUUCUGGCCUUUUCUUCCCUGACUCCUCUGGCUGAUGGCUCUGUAUUGAGGGUGAUGUCUGCCCCCAACGUGUUACGGAUAGGAACAACAGAAAACAUUUUUGUGGAGUGUCAAGAUUGCAUAAAUGAUGAUGACAUCAGGGUCAAAAUCAGAGUAAUGACCCAUCCAACCAAAAACAGGGAGCUAAAAGCCACAGAUGUGACCCUUACUAAGAAGAACAAAUUCCAGGGCCUCGGACAAAUUACAAUCCCUGCUAAAGACUUCAAUAAGGAUCCCAACAUAAAGCAGUAUGUAUUCUUAGAAGCUGUGUUCCCUGAAGGAGUGCUGGAGAAAGUCGUCUUGGUCUCCUUCCAGUCUGGCUACAUCUUCAUUCAGACUGAUAAGCCCCUCUACACCCCCAGCAGCACCAUCAACUACAGGAUAUUUGGAGUGACACCCGGCAUGAAGCCUGUGGACAGGGAUUCUGCAACUGAUCAUUUUAUCAUCACAGAGAUUGUGACCCCUGAUGGCAUAAUUCUUCGAAAGGGUGAAUUCUCUCUGCGAUCAGGAAUCCACACUGGAGAACACAAGCUUGGUGAAAUUGUCAGUACUGGACUGUGGAAAGUGGUUGCAAAAUUCAACAGCAACCCACAGCAGAGCUUCUACGCAGAGUUUGAAGUCAAAGAAUAUGUUCUUCCCAGUUUGGAGGUGAAACUCACUUCUCAGAGCGCUUACUUCCAUGUGAAUGACAAAGAGCUCACCAUCACCAUCAAAGCUAUGUAUUUGUUUGGUAAAGAGGUGGAUGGGAUGGCCUACGUGGUAUUCGGGGUUGAGCAUGUUGGUCAAAAGAACAGCUUUCCCGACUCUCUUCAGAGAGUGCCGAUUUUGGAAGGUGAAGGAGAGGUCACACUGAGGAGAGAGCACAUUACACAAAUUUUCCAAGAUAUCCAUGAGCUGGUUGGGAGAUCCAUAUAUGUGGCAGUCAGUGUGCUGACAGAAAGUGGUAGUGAAAUGGUGGAGGCUGUGUUGAAAGGUAUCCAGAUUGUCACGUCCCCUUACAACAUCCAGUUUAAGAAAACACCCAAAUAUUUCAAACCAGGAAUGAUUUUUACUGUUUCGGUCAAAGUUCAGAACCCCGAUGGUACCCCAGCAAAUGGCAUCUCAGUUGUGGUGAAUCCAGGAGAGGUGGGAGGCAGGACCUCAGAAAGUGGCAUGGCAAAGCUUCCCAUCAAUACACAGCGAACCUCUCAACAACUGGAAAUAACUGCGAGCACCGAUGUCGAUGGUAUUGACCAAGCCUCAGCCACCAUGACAAUUCAUCCAUACACCGGCAAAAGCAACAACUACCUCCACAUAGAUGUGGCUGCUGCUGAUGUAAAUUUAGGAGUCAACUAUAGGUUCAACUUAGUCAGCAACAGGGAGGGAAAUGUACAAAAGCACAUCACGUACCUGGUCCUGAGCAGGAGUCAGCUGGUUAAAUAUGGCAGAUUAAGCGGAGAAUGGCUGAUUUCUGCAUCAUUUCCCAUCACCAAAGACAUGCUGCCAUCGUUCCGCAUCAUAGCCUACUACCAUGUAAAUAACAAUGAAGUGGUAUCAGACUCUGUUUGGGUGAAUGUCCAGGACUCCUGCAUGGGCUCGUUGAAACUGAAGCCAAUCACAGAUCCACCAUAUAGGCCUCUCAACAGGUUUGAGCUGAUGGUCACAGGGGACCCGGGGGCCACGGUGGGAAUGGUGGCAGUUGACAAAGGCGUCUAUGUUUUAAACAAUGAGCACCGCCUUACCCAGAAAAAGAUAUGGGAAAUCGUGGAAAAGUUUGAUACAGGCUGCACACCAGGUGGAGGGAGUGACGGCAUAAGUGUAUUUUACGAUGCUGGGCUGUUGUUUGAGUCCAGCGUGGCUUCUGGGACACCCUACAGACAAGAAUUUAAAUGUGAGGCCCAGAAGAGGAGAAAACGAGCCACAACUAUACUGGACGUCAGAACAGGCUUAGUGAGUCAGUAUGACAAUGAGCUGCAACGUGACUGUUGUUUGGACGGCAUGAGAGACACCCCCCUCUCAUACACCUGUCAGAGACGGAGCGAAUACAUCACUGACGGUGCAGCCUGUGUUGAUGCCUUUGUGAAAUGCUGCACCGAGCUGGAAGGCCAGCGAGCUGAGAUGAAGCAUGACAUCCUCCUAUUGGCUCGAAGUGAGGACGGUGUUGAAGAUUACAAGGACAGCAAUGAUAUUGUCAUUCGUAGCCAAUUCCCUGAAAGUUGGCUGUGGACACCUAUUGAACUGCCUAGAUGUUCUCGACGUAACUGUGAAAAAAAGAUGAGCUUCCCCUUGAAAGACUCUAUCACGACCUGGCAGUUCACCGGUAUCAGCCUGUCCAGUACUCAUGGUAUCUGUGUGUCCGACCCAUUAGAUAUAAUUGUGAAGAAGGACUUCUUCAUUGAUCUCAGGCUGCCUUAUUCUGCCGUCCGUGGAGAGCAGCUGGAAAUUAAGGCAAUCCUCCACAACUACAUCAAUGAACGGGUCACUGUGCGUGUGGAUCUGAUUGAGACGGAGCAUGUGUGCAGUGCAGCCUCAAAGCGCGUGAGGUAUCGCCAGGAAGUCAGUGUUGGGAGUGAAACUACACGAGCUGUACCCUUCGUCAUUAUUCCCAUGAAGGAGGGAGAACACAGCAUUGAGGUCCGAGCAGCUGUUAGAGGAGAUCGUUAUCUUAGUGAUGGAAUCAGGAAGAUGCUUUUGGUGGUGCCUGAAGGCGUACUGAAAAAAAAUUUAAAUAUAAAAACCCUUAACCCUGCUGAGGAUGGUGUAGCUGGCAAACAAGAAGUAGUUAUGAACAGUAACAUUUCUAUGACAAAUAUGGUUCCAAACAGCCCUACUAGGACAGACAUCCUUGUGUCAGGAAGAGAGCAGAUAAGUGAACUGGUGGAGAAUGCGAUUAGUGGGAACUCAAUGGGUACUCUAAUCAAAAAGCCCGGUGGCUGUGGAGAGCAGAACAUGAUCAGGAUGACUCUGCCUGUUAUUGCAACCAUGUAUUUGGAUAAAACCAACCAGUGGGAAACUGUGGGCAUUGAGAAACGUAAAGCAGCCAUUGAACACAUCAAGACUGGCUAUCAGAACGAGCUUGCUUACCGUAAGAGGGAUGGUUCUUUUUCUGUGUUCAAGCAUCAUAAGAGCAGCACCUGGCUGACAGCCUAUGUUGCCAAGGUGUUUGCUAUUGCCUACAAUCUGGUUGCAGUGGAAAAGAGCGUGAUCUGUGACGCUGUCAGGUUUCUAAUUCUCAACGCACAGAUCCCUGAUGGCCAUUUUAAAGAAGUUGGAUCAAUUAUCCAUGGAGAGAUGAUUGGUGAUGUGCAGGGCGCAGAAUCAGAUGUGUCCUUGACAGCCUUCUGCCUCAUUGCUAUGCAGGAAUCACGCACAAUAUGUGAAAAAGAUGUUAAUCUGCCAGAAAGUGUAAGCAAAUCAGUGGCCUACUUGGAGAGGCAUCUGCCCAGCCUCACCAACCCAUAUGCUGUUGCCAUGACAUCAUAUGCCCUGGCCAAUGAAAACAAACUGAACCGGCUUGUCCUCGCCAAAUUUGUCUCCUCAGAAUUAGAUCACUGGCCUGUACAAAGGGGGCAUCUCUACACCCUGGAGGCCACAGCUUAUGCUCUUCUGGCUCUGGUCAAGGCCAAUGCUUUUGCAGAUGCCAGACCCGUUGUCAGAUGGUUCACCAAACAGCAAAAAGACGGUGGAGGCUAUGGAUCAACUCAGGCUACCAUAAUGGUAUACCAGGCAGUAGCUGAGUACUGGGCCAGUGCUAACGAAGAGGAGUAUGAUGUGGAUGUUAAUGUUGACAUGCCAAACAGGGCAGACUCCUUUCGCUAUAACUUCAACAGGGAAAACCACUACGCCACUAAAUCAUCUAAGUUCAAUAACAUAAACCAAGAUGUGAAAGUUAUUGCCAUGGGAAAAGGAGAAGUAACAGUGAAAAUGGUAUCACUGUAUUACGCUCUGCCUGAAGAAAAGGAGAGUGACUGUCAGAAGUUUGACCUGUCUGUGCAGCUUAUCCCAGAGAAAGUUCUUGAGGAAGAGACGAUAUACAAGCUGAAAAUAGAGGUUAUGUAUAAGGGUGAUCAUGAUGCAACCAUGACAAUUGUGGAUGUUGGCUUGCUAACAGGCUUUAUUUUUGAUGAAAAAGACCUGAAAUCGUUGUCCACCGGACGUGCCCGCAUCAUUUCAAAAUAUGAGAUGGACACAGCCCUGUCAGAAAGAGGCUCGCUCAUCAUCUACCUGGACAAGGUUUCUCACGAACGACCACAGGAGAUCACUUUUAGGAUCCAUCAGAAGCUGAAAGUGGGUGUCAUGCAACCAGCUGCUGUUACUGUCUAUGAAUACUACAACCAUGGAAACAUAAACCAGUCACAUUGUGUGAAAUUCUACCACCCAAAGAGGACUGGUGGAUACCUAAUGAGGCUCUGUACAAAUGAUGAAUGCACAUGUGCUGAAGAGAACUGCAGUAUGCAGAAGAAGGAAAAAAUCAGCAACAAUGUGCGAAAAGAUAAGGCUUGCGAAAGUACACGGACCACCAAAAUAGAGUAUGUGUACAAAGUAAGCAUGGAGAACUUUACAGAGGGUUUGUCUACUGAUAUUUACACAAUGCGGGUUAUGAAUGUCAUCAAAGAAGCCAAAAGCUUUGAUGUGAUUGAACCAAAUGCACUGCGCAUAUUCCUCGGUUAUACACACUGCAGACCAGCUUUUGAUCUGAAAAAAGGCAAUACCUACCUCAUAAUGGGCACAUCCAGAGAUAUUCAUGUAGACAACCAGAGACAGGAGAAAAUAUAUGUGCUUGGUGAACGAACCUGGAUUGAGUCCUGGCCCACAGAAGCAGAGUGUCUGACUGAGGAACUCAAACCUACUUGUGAUGAUAUGGAGGAUAUGCUCCUGGGGGUCAAAUGUCAUGCUUAGAAAAAAUGAAAAGAAAUACUUUUUUUUGGAUUGCUCUAUUUUUGCAUUGCUGUUUUUAGUACAUUAAUACACAUGAAAAUGUUACAACGAUUCCGCUUUGAGAGCUGUAUCUCCUAAUCCAGGUAGUUGGAAAUGACAUAUGCGCUUGUUCUUUAAAUGUGAACGUGUACAAUGAGAAUAUAAACUAAUACAGGGGAAGAUGUAAGACUGAUAAUAUUUUUUAAUUGGUUCCCAUUGUAUGAAUUAAAUAAAACCUAAUUUCCAUUGUU